This is a messenger RNA of Babesia bovis T2Bo, 641 nucleotides long. RefSeq names its product putative integral membrane protein. The coding region runs from base 26 to 589 and encodes 187 amino acids. The transcript has a single exon. The record is from RefSeq and is a predicted model, not a curated record. NCBI's taxonomy places the organism in Eukaryota, Apicomplexa, Aconoidasida, Piroplasmida, Babesiidae.
GUACAUUUUAUAUUAUACUUAUAUAAUGUUUCACAUUGGGGCUUUCGGCGCGGCCGCGUCGCUUCGUGCCGCCGUGUCCCGAGUGGCGCCUUCACUAGGUCAGUGUAGGCCUAAAAUAGGUGUGCGCAGUAUAUCUACCAAUGCCGUUAGCGGACGUGAUGCAGUAUCUGGGUCUGAUGCCGGCGCCGUCAAGCUUUACGCGCCGUAUGUAAUCAAGGAAGUAAAACCACCUCAAGGUGGAAGUCCAAUAUACUGGAGCGCGCGUAGGAAACUAUUCAGAGUAAAGACUAAAAUCAUGCUUUACACACGACAACUGAGAUGGAACAUAUGCUACAUGCGUAUGGCAUUUGCCGGAGUACCGAAGCAUUCGUAUGACCCGAAGAUUAACCAAUGGGUCACUAUCAUGGACAACGAAGAAUGGGGAGGUAUUGGAGGCAGACUCUGGGUUGAUAUAUCGAAUUAUAUCAUGUUUAACUUCCUAUUGGCUUUCAUACUAUAUGCCUCGGUAUACCGACUUAUCGUAAACAACAAGCACAACGUCUUUGCCAAGUGGGCACGCGCCGAAGAGGAAGACGGUGAUGACGAAUAGAUCAUCUAGGUACUAAAAAACAUCUGUAAAAUUAAUAUUGUAGUCCCCCAUG